AGUAGGACCAGUGUGUGAGCUAGCUUAGUCAAAGUUGGCUAGCGAACCGCAUUCUUGUUCCUCCUGAAAACAGCGACUCUCUCUUAUUACAACUACGUGGAUGUAUUUUCAUUGAGAAUGCCUAUUGAGACGUUGGGGCUGCUGUUAGUUAAUUUAGUCCAGUGGCUGUGAAUUGUCCCUAAUUAGACAUGCGAGGCUAGCAUUCUGUCACCGUCCCAGAACAGUUGAGAGCUGCUGGACUUUGACAGACUGCUGAGGCGCUGCUGUCUUUAUUCUACGUGUGCUCACGCGCUCCUACCGAUCUAUUACUGUGUAAUAAGUUGGUCCUAAAUAAAGCGCCAUAGCUCUUGAAUGUGCUGGAGGUCUGUGUGACAGGACGUGCCCUAGUGACCGUUCGCGUGGCUCGUCAUUGGUCAACGGAGAACUGAAGUGACGUUGUAUCACUUCACAACUUCAUCCCAGUCAACAUGUAGCUGUCGGAUGAGUUAGCCUAGCUCACUGCCUCCUCCAUGAACACCCCGUGUGGAGACUAAAGUGUUGAAUGAGUCCGCGCAGCCCGGAGUGUAGGGAUGGCACGCCGAUGAGCACCGAUCCUACCGAAGCUCGCCUGUCCGUUUGCUUGCCCCUUUGAGAAGCCACACAUUGACUCCCCAGCUGGUUCAUCAUGAAGACCAACAAGUCAUACAAGCUUGUGCUUCACAAGAAAGGGUUCGGUGGAAGUGAUGACGAGUUGGUUGUCAACCCAAAGGUUUUCCCUCAAGUCAGCCUGAGGGAUAUCAUCGAGAUCGCACACCCCACCGAUGAAUACAGUCCUCUCCUGCUUCAAGUGAAGAGCCUGAAAGAGGACCUUCAGAAAGAGACGAUCAGUGUGGACCAGACCGUAGCACAAGCCUUCAAGCUGCGUGCCUACCAGGAUGUCAUUGUUAACAUUGUCGACCCAAAGGAUGUGACACUGGACCUGGUGGAGCUGACGUUCAAGGACCAGUACAUCGGCAGAGGAGACAUGUGGAGACUAAAGAAGAGUCUGGUGAGCACGUGUGCUUAUGUGACGCAGAAAGUGGAGUUUGCAGGAAUCAGAGCCCAGGCCAGUGAACUCUGGGUGAAGGGAGAGAAAGUGACCUGCGGGUACAUCAGUGAAGACACCAGGGUGGUGUUCAGAUCUACAUCUGCAAUGGUGUACAUCUUUAUCCAGAUGAGCUGUGAGAUGUGGGACUUUGACAUCUAUGGUGAUCUCUACUUUGAGAAGGCUGUCAAUGGUUUCCUGUCAGACCUUUUCGCCAAGUGGAAGGAGAAGAAUUGCAGCCAUGAGGUGACAGUUGUACUUUUCUCCCGUACUUUCUACAAUGCCAAAACUGUUGAUGAAUUUCCUGAGAUUCUGAGAGGGUCUAUCAGACAGGAUCACGAAGGACAUUUUUAUGAAGACUUUUACAGGGUCGUGGCCCAGAAUGAGAGACGGGAUGAGUGGACAUCAUUACUAGUCACGAUCAAGAAGCUCUUCAUUCAGUAUCCUGUCCUGGUGCGGCUGAAAGAAGCAGAUGGUUUUCCUCCUGGUUACAACUCAACUGCUGCUCAAGGAAACUACCUGGAGGCCAUUAACCUUUCUUUCAACGUGUUUGACAAGCACUACAUCAACCGUAACUUUGACCGCACCGGCCAGAUGUCAGUGGUCAUCACUCCCGGGGUGGGAGUGUUUGAAGUCGACCGUCUGCUUAUGAUUCUCACCAAACAGCGUAUGAUUGACAACGGUAUUGGGGUAGACUUGGUGUGCAUGGGGGAGCAGCCAUUGCACGCAGUACCAUUAUUCAAGCUGCACAACAGGACAACACCUGGAGACUCUCGUGUGGGGGACGACUACAACCUUCCUCAUUGGAUCAACCACAGCUUCUACACCUCCAAAAGUCAGAACUCUUGCAGUUCCUUCACCCCUCGAAUCAAACUGGCUGGCCGCAAGCUUCAUGCUGAGAAAUUCAAGAGCAGCAAAGAACACACUCUCUGUGCACCAAAGGACUCUGAAAACAGCCUGCCUAUUCAGGUGGACUACGACGCCUACGAUGCUCAGGUGUUCAGACUGCCUGGUCCUUCACGGAUUCAGAGGAGCACCAACUUCAGGAUGAGUCGAGACAAAGAGACGAGUGGGAGGAAGAGCUGGGGCUCGGUGGACGUCAGUGCAGGCAUAGGCGUGUCUCCUCCUGUUCGCUCUGGAGGUCCAGAGGAACAGCGUAGCCUGGCCUCUGAUGAUAGUCUGGGCCCUGUGUCCAACAUGCUGCUCAUACCCCGCAUUCCUCUCGUCCAGUAUGAAGUCAGCAGCUCCCUGGGAUACACCAGCACCAGAGAGUUGUUGGAGAAGAUGAUGGACUCUCAGCGGGACUCCAGUGCCCCGGGCAGGUUCACAGUUGGAAGCGCUGAGUCCACUUUGCACAUCCGCCCAGGAGGUUACACCCCUCAGAGAGCACUCAUAAACCCCUUCACCCCAUCCAGAAUGCCCAUGAAGCUCACCUCCAACCGUCGGCGGUGGAUGCACACCUUCCCUGUCGGUCCAUCUGGAGAAGCAAUCCAGAUCCAUCAUCAGACCAGACAGAACAUGGCCGAACUGCAGGGCAGCCAGCAGAAAGAUCCCGCCCACACCUCUGCUGAGCUGCUGGAGCUGGCCUAUCACGAGGCCACUGGAAGGCGCACAACCUCUAGGCAUGCAGGAGAGAACGGCCUUUACGUUAGUGGAGGGAUGGAAGAGUUGACUGGAAGUCCAGGAAGCCACAACAGUGGAGCUCUCAACACGUUGCAAGACUUAUCCCUGAGCGGUGCCGAUCCAACCCUGCUGCUGUCUGCGCCCCCGACAGUGCCCAGCUUCUGCUGCACAGUGGGGGUGGACUGGAAGUCUCUGACCACGCCAGCCUGCCUGCCCCUCACCACCGACUACUUCCCCGAUCGCCAGGCGCUCCAGAACGACUACACCGAAGGCUGCUACGACCUGCUGCCCCACAGUGACCUGGAGAGGCGGGAGUACGAAGCCCCAGUGAUGAGUGCGUCCCAGGUGUUUGAGGAGUUUAUCUGUCAAAGGUUAAUGCAAGGCUACCAGAUCAUCGUCCAAACCAACAACAGGAAACCACAGCCCACUGUGGCCACACCCCUUGGCAGCAGUCCUCUAUAUUCUAGAGGUUUGGUCUCUCUGCGUCGAGCAGAGGAGGAGGAGACCGUUUACUGGCUCAGUAUGGGCCGGACCUUCCAUAAGGUUUGCCUCAAAGACAAGAUCAUCACAGUCACUCGCUACCUGCCCAAGUACCCGUACGAGUCGGCACAGAUCCAGUACAGCUACAGCCUGUGUCCACCACAUUCUGAUGCUCACUUUGUGUCCUGCUGGGUGGAGUUUGGCCACGAGAGACUGGAGGAAUACAAGUGGAACUACCUGGACCAGUACAUCUGCUCUGCUGGCUCUGAGGACUUCAGUUUGAUCGACUCUCUGAAGUUCUGGAGGACUCGCUUCCUCCUGCUGCCAGCCGGAGGAGCUAGGCGGGUGGCAGACGGGGAGGGGCACUGGGAUGUUUAUGGGGAGGGAGCAGGUGCCGGGCUGGGUGGCAGCGGGGACUGGGUCCUGCUGGAUGGCUUCAUCCGUUUCCUGGAGGGUCUGAACCGCAUUCGGCGUCGCCACCGCUCCGACAGGAUCAUCAGACAGAAGGGCACAGCAAUGAAAGGACUGCAGGUCACCAGUCCUCUCCCACCGCACCCCACAGAGCCUUUGGUGCCCCCACACGGCAAAAAAGGCACAUCGGCCUUAUCGGCCUUACUGGAGAUGGAGCAGAACCAGAAGUCUCUGGAGGAUCAGCAGCAGGCGAAGCCCUCAACAGCUGCCAGUGAGCCCUCAAGUGUUGCCACAGCGCCCACAUAUGUGGACAGCCCCCGCAAGGACGCUGCCUUUAUUUUGGAUUUUAUACGUAGCCCUCGCUCCUCCUACAUCUAUCACUCUCAGCUGCCUGCUGAAGCCAGCGAUGUUGCAGAGAAAGGAGUGCAGCCAGCAGCGACGGCUGCAGGGGAGACUGCAGCCAGCAGCAGCACCUCAGACACCAGUGGGCAGUCUGCAGUGGGAGCCCUUUCUCUGUCCUCUUCCUCAACACUCAUGGAGAUCCUGGAGGCCAUCAAACAUCCCACGACGGGUGUGCAGCUGCUGCCGGAGCAGAAAGGCCUCCCACUCAACUGCUUCAUUAGCGCAGAGGUCAUUCAUUGGCUGGUUAACAAUGUAGAGGGCGUGGCCACACAGGGGAUGGCUGUGGAUAUCAUGCAGAAGAUGCUGGAUGAAGGUGUGGUGGGCCACGCUUCUGGAGACGCCAUGCGCACCUUCGUCUACGGAUUCUACUUCUACAGGAUCGUGGGAGAGAAGGAUGGUACACCUGCUCCUACUUGCCCGACCUCCCAGCUUCCCUCCAUGGCGACUGGGGUCUGGUCCGCUGCAGCCCUGGAGGACUUUGCUCUGUUCCAGAGGAAGUGGUUCGAGGUGGCCUUUGUGCUGGAGGAGUGGCGACCCUGCGACCUCCCCGCCUUCCUGCUGCCCUGGCUGCCCAGCCGGCCGGCCUCCUACGCAAGUAGGCACAGCUCCUUCAGCCGCAGCUUUGGAGGACGCAGCCAGGCCGCCGCACUGCUAGCUGCUACAGUCCCGGAGCAGAAGACGGUCACUCUGGACGUGGACGUCAACAACCGCAGUGACCGAACCGAGUGGUGCAGCUGUUAUUACCACGGGAACUUCUCCCUCAACUCUGCUUUUGAGAUCAAGCUGCACUGGAUGGCCGUGACUGCUGCAGUGCUCUUUGAGAUGGUCCAAGGGUGGCACAGGAGAGCGGCCUCCUGCGGCUUCCUGCUGGUCCCCGUGCUGGAGGUUCCAUUCGCGCUGACGUCGUACCUGUACGGAGAUCCCCUGAGAGCCCAGCUCUUCAUCCCUCUGAACGUCCACUGCCUGCUGAAGAACGCCAGCGACAACCUGUUCGAAGGUUUUGAACCAGAGACGUACUGGGACCGGAUGCAGCUCUUCCAGGAAGCCAUACUCUACAGAUUUGGCUUCGUGCACGACAAGUUUUCUGCUUCUUCUUCUAAUUUCCCCUCUGAGAACAAGCCACAGUACAUCCACGUGACAGGCACCGUGUUCCUGCAGCUGCCGUACUCAAAGAGGAAGUACUCGAGCGGGCAGCAGCGCAGACGCAGAAACUCCACCACCUCCAACAGCCAGGGCCCGUAUGGCGGCGAGGAGCGCGUCGGGUACUACUGGGCCUACAACACCAUGCUGACCAAGGCCUGGAGGACGGGCGUGCUUGGCGACGAGAGGCUCGCCGACCGUCUGCUCAGGGACUUCACGGACUUCUGCGCCAACAAGGACAACCGGCUGCUCCACCUGUGGGACGGCUGCCAGGAGAAGAUGAACGCCAGCGCUCCCUGACGACAACACGAUGGUCACGGAAACACUUUAGUCUUUAUUUAUCCAGCGACAUGUUGGACUCCAGGUCACACACGGGUCUGUGACUGAUAAGAAUUAACUCUUGGGAAGUUUCCAGUAUUAAAUGUUUGAUUCUGAACCAGUGAAACAGGAACUCUGCCUGUUAAGCACCAGACACUUUUCAACUUCCACCAGGUUCUGUGUCACACCCACCUGACACCCUCCAACUGUCAACGCAUCCCAUAAACAAGCCAGUAGAGUCACUAGCAGGGUUAUGUUGGGGAAAAACAGAAUUUGGUUUGACAAAGUAAUUAUUAAAUAACCAAGUAUCAUCGACGAAACAAUUCAAAAAUAAGAAGUCUACAUCAAAAUGACUAGCACUGGGCCUUUCAGAAGGAGCAUAUGCCCCGCCCCCUGAACGCUGUUGAGGUGUGCCAGUACUGAAGGUCAGCAGGUUUUUAUACUCAAUGGAUCAACAGUAUUUCUUUAAUAAUCCAAUAAUUAUACUCUAAAUUAUAAACUAAAAGCAUUUUUGUUUUCAGUUCAUCUGUGACCUCACAAAAUAUGCCCAAAACCAUGUUUCGAUAUGCUAAUUAUGCUCAAAUGAGGUGGGAUGAUAUUUGGACAGAUGUGGACUGAUUGGAGGAGGCAAACCACUACCAGACAUAAUUCUAGUUAUGGUAAAAACUAAUGUGGUUAUGAUGUGCUUCAUGUCUCUAUAAAGCUUGUUGACUAAUGAUUCAGAAGUCAAACCUCAUGGUAUGUGUUUAAUGAGCGUCUUAACAAAACAGCAACAAUCAGAAGUCACAAGACAUAACAAGGAAAUAAAAACAUCAAGUAUCAGACA
Cyclopterus lumpus (lumpfish) is the source of this 6263-nucleotide messenger RNA. RefSeq names its product DEP domain containing 5, GATOR1 subcomplex subunit (gene depdc5). NCBI's taxonomy places the organism in Eukaryota, Metazoa, Chordata, Actinopteri, Perciformes, Cyclopteridae. Gene Ontology annotation, biological process: cellular response to amino acid starvation; intracellular signal transduction; negative regulation of TORC1 signaling. Bases 665 to 5419 code for a protein of 1584 amino acids. Gene Ontology annotation, molecular function: GTPase activator activity. The record is from RefSeq and is a predicted model, not a curated record. The transcript has 42 exons. Gene Ontology annotation, cellular component: GATOR1 complex; lysosomal membrane.